AUGGCAAUCUCAUCGGCCGAUAACUGCAACGAACAUGCAACGGACAACCUGACUUGCCUCAGUCCUCUCGCCGCCUGGUUCAACGAGAAAAGUUCUCGUACCUGGAAUAGCUCGCUUCAAGGUGCUGACAUAUCUAUCAAACAUGAACAGAACUACCAUAAGGCCAGAAAGCGUGUUGUAGAGGCCGUCUCGUCCGUGCUCGGUCCUGCGGCUAGUUUAGCCCAUGAAGCGCUCUUUUUGGGCGUGGACUUGCUUCAGUUUGCUCCUGUACCUGCACUAGACGUUGCCGGGCAGGUUCUACUGAGUAUCUGGGACGCAGUAGAGAUGAUGGAGACCAAUCGUCUCUCGUGCUUGCGCCUUGCUGAGAGGUGUGCCGAGCACCUAUUGGCUAUCUGGGAGGAGGUCGUUGCAAACGGCGAGGGCAUCGCCGACGAGCUUCGAGACCCUGUAACUCGACUGCACACAGCUUUCGCAGACAUCAAUGACUGUCUACAAAAGCAAGUACAUCGUCCGUUCUGGGUUCGCUAUGUCAAGCGCGAGGAGAUACAAAGCAACAUCAGUCAUUGCGAUGCCCUACUUAAUGACGCCCUCCGCCUGUUUGAUAUCCGGGUUACCAUACGCACGUUGAAACUUGUGAAAGCAACGGACACACGAUUUUCUCACGCAGGGGCGGCAGACGGAGAUACGCCCAUACCUGGGUCUGGCCUUGACUCUGUCGCUGUAAUUGAAGACCCCAACAAGCUGCACCACUCUAUUGAAGUUCACAAAGCACUCAACAGCUACAGAACUUCGCAAAACUCCGACGAUCUUGCCGGCGACAUGGCAGAAUUGCGGCAGCUUCUCUAUGCCGCUGUUCAGGCAGAAGAUGACGUCAAUAUGAUGAAUGUGCUACAAGUCGGUCGCCACGAGAUGCCACAGGCCAUCAAAGUACUGCAGCAUGCUCUCAAGCGAGAGUCAUGGUCUGACCUGUCGUCUCCGUUCCAAGCUCGAAAACCUCUUCCGCAAGCGUCGAGUGAUGGGAACCCCGACUACCUGGCCCAAGACUUCCUCAGGAGCGGCAUCAAGGCGCUCAAACGCCUCAGUUCAGGGGUUGACUUCACUCCGCUCAUUAGGACGACAGCGGACGCAGACGAGGAUACGAGUGAACCGAGCCCGACUUCGGGGGAUAUUGUGCCUCCAAGUGGUGCAUUGUUGGCGGAAACAGGGCCCGAAGAUGGGGACGCUCGAAUGUCGCCGUUGGUGAUCAGCCGGGAUGCCGGUUAUUGCGCUGCCAUCUACCCUUACAUGACAGAGCACAUAGGCCAUCUCGAUGUCCUUAUUGGCGAUAUGUUUGUGAUCAUUUCCCGCGCCACCGGAUGGUGGCUUGUUCAGCGCGACCUAGAGGGCAAGGGGAACAUCAUCGACGCCUCGAAGUCCGGCCAAGGCUGGGUUCCCACAAAAUGCCUUCUCGAGACGCGUCUUCCUGUCCUCUACGCCCUCGCCUUCAAGUCUACCUUUGCCGGGUCUCUUACGCUAGACUCGAUCAACACAGUGCCACGUGAGAUCACCGCGCAUACGCCGAUCCUCUUGCGUUACAUCGUGACCUCCAGUUGUCGACGAUAUGCGAUCGCCGAUCAUCGUAGAGCCAAUGCCACGCAACUCGAUAUAUCCAGAGGCGACGUCUUGCGCGUGUUCAAGAAGUGUCAGACUUGGGCAUAUGCAAUGAAGGAAGAUAACGGGGAACGUGGCUGGGUACCAAACUGUUAUAUGGCUAAAGAGCCACCUUCAGAUCGAUGA
This is a messenger RNA of Peniophora sp. CBMAI 1063, 1776 nucleotides long. NCBI's taxonomy places the organism in Eukaryota, Fungi, Basidiomycota, Agaricomycetes, Russulales, Peniophoraceae. The record is from the annotation of a GenBank genome assembly.